ACAAGAGUUAUAUAAAAAUUUCUCUUGACAUUUGAAAAUGACAAUUACUUAUAAAUGUUAAAUUUACAGACUCUGGAUCGCGACCCAUUUAAAAAUAUUUUCAGAGUAAUGCGGAAGUACAAUAAUAAUCAAAUCAUAACACAUUUGAAAAUCUGAUUAUCAAACAUUUGCCUGCCAUCCUUACAUCUCCACUGACUCAAUGCCCUCCGGGAAAGAAACGCAAACGGAUUUCAAUUCGGACCCGUUUGGGGGAAAAACGCGUACCGUUCAGCAGCAGCACCAAGGGGAAUUCUGGGAGGACUUCAAGCGCCUACUACAGUGGGCCCAUCUAGGAACCUUUGGGGACCAGCGGGUUUUCAUCAUGUUGUGCUUGUGUACGUACAUAGUAAGAAUGAGUCAAGCAGCUGGCAAUGACGGACAAGCGGUCCUAGAGGGGGAGCCUGAGCACGUGAGCGUGCACACUGAAGCGUCGAGCUUCACACCUCAGCAGGCCUCCGAGCAGGCGGUCCCGGGCGUGGGCCCUAUACCGGAAGCCAUCCCUAUUGUCCAGCCGCAGUUCGCGGCUAACUUCAUGAACUUCCUCCAGCAGAUGGCUGGAGCUUACGUGCCACCACCGCCACCACCGCCGCCACCAGUGGCGGUGGUCCCUAUCGAGAAACUCCAGAAGAAUGGAGUUGAGGAAUUCUUGGGCGAUCAGAUCGCCGACCCCAUGAUUGCCAAACGGAUUUCCGCCUACGACUGGUGGAAGCGUGUGGGAGCGGGCAUCCCGGAGCCCGUGCAGUGGGCCACAUUUGACCGACUCUUCCACGAAGAGUACAUCCCUGAGCACUUCGUCGAGGCGAAGCGGGAGGAGUUUUUGAAGUUCACCCAGGGUGAACUCACACUGCGUGAGUAUUGUCAGAAGUUUGACGAGCUCGCGGGGUUUGGGCAAGACCUCGUACCGACCGUGGAGAAGCGAUGCAAACGCUUCGUGGAGGGUUUACGUCCCGACCUUUCGACCCAUCUGAUCAUUGCUCCCCGGAGUGACAUCAAUGCGUUGUACAAGAAUGCAUUGGAUUUGAAUGCGGCCCUCAUCAAGAAGGCUGAGUAUGAGCAGACGCUAGGAGCGUCAACGGCACCAUCUCGUCCUCCUCCACCCCAGAAGGCGGGGACCAGCAGCAAGAGGUCCUUUACAGCGCCGAGUAGCUCUCACCAGAGUAAGAAGGUGAAGUCAGCCCCAGCUCAGUCAUCUGCGUCCGUACAGAAGAAGGGCAAGAGCGGGGAUGGGUUUCGCAACCCGAUUUGCGACCUUUGUGGGCGCAGGCACCCAGGAGAGUGUUGGUACACUCUUGGCCUGUGCCUUGGGUGUGGCCAGGCCGGGCAUUUCCGAAAAGAUUGUCCGAAGAAUCCGGGUGAAGCUUUCUCGACCGCACCUGUAACACCCUAAUCUGUCCAG
This is a messenger RNA of Cuscuta campestris, 1435 nucleotides long. NCBI's taxonomy places the organism in Eukaryota, Viridiplantae, Streptophyta, Magnoliopsida, Solanales, Convolvulaceae. The record is from the annotation of a GenBank genome assembly.